Messenger RNA from Ahaetulla prasina, 4998 nucleotides. Its product is annotated as zinc finger protein 208-like. Bases 1411 to 4506 code for a protein of 1031 amino acids. Gene Ontology annotation, molecular function: DNA-binding transcription repressor activity, RNA polymerase II-specific. The record is from RefSeq and is a predicted model, not a curated record. Gene Ontology annotation, biological process: negative regulation of transcription by RNA polymerase II. The transcript has 2 exons. Lineage: Eukaryota; Metazoa; Chordata; Lepidosauria; Squamata; Colubridae.
UGCUCACUUACCAUUUCUUCCCUAUUUUAACUGGUGUUCCUAAUCUGUUUUUUGUGGUGCUCUGUUUGAUAGGUUGGACUGUUUUUUCCCUUUGUGUAAAGACAGAUACAAAAAAUGAGUUAAAUAAUUCUGCUUUCUCCCUGUUUGCUUGUCACCUUCUUGCCACUUUCUCCCAGCAAUGGGCCAAUUGUUUCCUUUUUUCUUGUUUCUAACAUGUUGGAAGAAGCUUUUUUUUGUUAUUUUUUACUUUUGUCGCAAGCCUUUGUUCAUUGUGAACCUGGUAUUCUGCCUUUGUUUAUGUGCCCCUCUUUCUAGUUUUUAUACUUUUCCUUUUUGUCUUUCAAUUUAUCGGAGAGCUCUUUAUGCAGCCAUGCUAGUUUGUUUUGAGAGCUGUUAUUUUUCUUCUUCAUUAGUAUUGUGCUAGACUGGGCUUUUAUAAUCUCACUAUUAGUGGAGAUUUAUGAGAAAAAAAUUAAUUUUAACAACUGUAAAUCAACCAACAGCAUAACAAAACUGAUAGAAGUGAACGGGAUCAGAAUACUUUGAAUACUUUCUGAGUGCACUGUAUGUGUGAUUUACUCAAGGUAAAAGGAUAAUUUUGUGACUUGGUUGAUAUUUGGAUCGGCUAGCCUAUUACAUGCCAAAUGAAUCAUAAUUAAGGGGGAGAUUAAAUUAGAAUUUUGGUGUUUGUUUUUUCAUGGUAAUAUAUGGGGUAUCACUACUGCUUUCACAUAUCAUGCAGCCAUUUUUAAACAAUAAUGAAACUAACCCAUUAAUAUGAAUCUUACAGACUAAGAGGAUGUCAAGAAGAGCACUCAGGACAACAGACAAUGAGAGCCUUAAAAUGCAAAAGAAGCCAUCAAUCCAAAUCUUCCACUACCUCCAGAAAGGGUAAAAACUUUCCCCCUUCUUCAGCUGAUGAGAGACAAUGGAGAGAAUUGUAAGAACAAAGUUUUCAGCUGGAAAAAAAUAAAGAGUGUCUGGAACGCAAAGAAAGAUUACAUGAGAAGUCAAGGAGUAUAAUUUCUAAAUAAAGAACACCUGGAAGUCAGUGGAAAGAAAAAGGUGCUGUGGAUAGCCCAAACUGGCAGACAUUGAUGAAAACCUUUGUGGAAGAAAAGAGUAGCUUCAAUCAAAGAACCAACAGGUAAGAGAGGUCAGAAACAUUGUUGGCUUCCUCAAGAAUCCAAGAAUAGCAGUGUUGGAAAAUCCCCACAGACUGCCUAGUGUGGGAAAAACACAGAUUGCAGAUCACAUGUGUGUGAUAAGUCGAAUCAACCCGUGAAAAGCCAUACAGAUGUUUGGGGUCCGGCAGAAGCUUUACUCAGAACAGGUCUCUUGUGAUUCGUGGAAGGACCCAUACUGAAGAGAAACUCUACUAGGAGUUCCCAUUGUGACAAAAAAUUUAGCAUGGAAACCAAUCUGGCGAUACACCAGAGGACUCAGACUGGGGAGAAACCAUAUGAGUGUCUGGAUUGUGGGAAAAUUUUUCUGCAUAAUUCCAAACUGUUGAUACAUCAGAGGACUCACACAGGAGAGAAACCAUAUGGGUGUCCAGAUUGUGGGAAAAUGUUCAGUCAGAAUUCCUACCUGGCGAGACACCGGAGGACUCACACAGGAGAAAAACCAUAUGAGUGUCCGGAUUGUGGGAAAAGUUUCAGUCGGAAUUCUCACCUGGUAGAACACCAGAUGACUCACACAGGAGAGAAGCCACAUGAGUGUCCAGAUUGUGGGAAAUGUUUCCAGCAGAAUUCCAAGCUGGUAGUACACCAGAGGACUCACACGGGAGAGAAACCAUAUGUGUGUCCUGACUGUGGAAAAAGUUUCAAGGAGAAUUCCAAGCUUGUGAUACAUCAGAGGAGUCACACAGGAGAGAAACCCUUUGAGUGUCCAGAUUGUGGGAAAAGUUUCAGUCGGAAUUCUCACCUGGUAGAACACCAGAUGACUCACACAGGAGAGAAGCCACAUGAGUGUCCGGAUUGUGGGAAAUGUUUCCAGCAGAAUUCCAAGCUGGUAGUACACCAGAGGACUCACACGGGAGAGAAACCAUAUGUGUGUCCUGACUGUGGAAAAAGUUUCAAGGAGAAUUCCAAGCUUGUGAUACAUCAGAGGAGUCACACAGGAGAGAAACCCUUUGAGUGUCCAGAUUGUGGGAAAAGUUUCACUCAGAAUUCCUACCUGGUGAUACACCAGAGAAUUCAUACAGGAGAGAUACCAUAUGAGUGUCUGGAUUGUGGGAAACUUUUUAGUAGGAAUUCCAAACUGCUCAUGCAUCAAAGGGCUCACAAAGGAGAGAAACCCUUUGAAUGUCCUGAUUGUGGAAAAGGUUUCAAUUGCAAUUCUGAACUAGUGGUACACCAGAGGAUUCACACAGGAGAAAAACCGUAUGAGUGUCUAGAAUGUGGGAAAAGUUUCAUUCAAAAUUCCCACCUUGUGGAACACCGCAAGACUCACACAGGAGAGAAACCAUAUAAGUGUCCAGAGUGUGGGAAAGGUUUCUAUCGGAAUUCUCACGUGAUAGUACACCAGAGGUCUCAUACGGGAGAGAAACCAUAUGAGUGUCUAUUUUGUGGGAAAGGUUUCAGUCAGAAUUCCUAUCUGGUUAAACACCAGAGAAUUCACACAGGAGAAAAACCUUAUGAGUGUCCUGAAUGUGGGAAAAGGUUUAGUCGGAAUUCCGACUUGGUGAUACACUGGAGGAUUCACACAGGGGAGAAACCAUAUGAGUGUCCAGAUUGUGGGAAAGCUUUCAGUAUCAGGUCUAGCCUUAUAAAUCAUGUAAGACUGCACACAGGGGAGAAACCAUUCAAGUGUCCAGAUUGUGGGAAGUGUUUCACACAAAAUUCCUCUCUUAUCGCACACAAGAAAUUUCACACUGGGGAGAAACCAUAUGAGUGUCUGGACUGUGGGAAACGUUUUCUGCAUAAUUCCAAGCUGGUGAUACACCAGAGAACUCACACAGGAGAGAAACCAUAUGGCUGUCCAGAUUGUGGGAAAAGGUUCAGUCAGACUUCGAACCUGGUGAUACACCGGAGGACUCACACUGGAGAAAAACCAUAUGAGUGUCCCGAUUGUGGGAAAAGUUUCCAGCAGAAUUCUAAGCUUUUGAUACACCAGAGGAUUCACACGGGAGAGAAACCAUAUAAGUGUCCAGAUUGUGGGAAAGGUUUCAAUUGGAAUUCUGAGUUGGAAGUACACCAAAGGACUCACACUGGUGAAAAACCAUUUGAGUGUCCAAAUUGUGGGAAAAGUUUCAGUCGGAAUUCUCACCUGGUGGAACACCAGAGGACUCACACAGGAGAAAAACCAUAUGAGUGUCCGGAUUGUGGGAAAUGUUUCCAGCAGAAUUCCAAGUUGGUGGUACACCAGAGGACUCACACGGGAGAGAAACCAUAUGAGUGUCCUGACUGUGGAAAAAGUUUCAAGCAGAAUUCCAAGCUGGUGAUACACCAGAGGACUCACACAGGAGAAAAACCAUAUGAGUGUCCUGAUUGUGGGAAAAGUUUUACUCAGAAUGCCAACCUGGUGAUACACCAGAGGACUCACACUGGAGAAAUACCAUAUGAGUGUCUGGAUUGUGGGAAACUUUUUAGUAGGAAUUCCAAACUGCUCAUGCACCAGAGGACUCACACGGGAGAGAAACCAUUUGAAUGUCCUGAUUGUGGAAAAGGUUUCAAUUGGAAUUCUGAUCUGGUGAUACACCAGAGGAUUCAUACAGGAGAAAAACCGUAUGAAUGUCUGGAGUGUGGGAAAACUUUCAUUCGAAAUUCCCAUCUUGUGCAACACCGCAGGACUCACACAGGAGAAAAACCAUAUAAGUGUCCAGAUUGUGGGAAAGGUUUUUAUCGGAAUUCCCACCUGGUAGUGCAUCAGAGAUCUCACACAGGGGACAAACCAUAUCAGUGUCUAGAUUGUGGGAAAAGUUUCAAUUGGAAUUCUACCCUCGUGAUACACCAGAGGACUCACACAGGAGAAAAACCUUAUGAGUGUUCUGAGUGUGGGAAAAGUUUCAUUCGAAAUUCUGACUUGGUAAUACACCAAAGGAUUCACACAGGAGAGAAACUCUAUGGCUGUCCAGAUUGUGGAAAAAGUUUCAGUCAAAAUUCUCAUCUGAUGUUACACCAGAGGUCUCACACAGGAGAGAAACCAUAUGAGUGUCUAUUUUGUGGGAAAGGUUUCAGUCAGAAUUCCUAUCUGGUUAAACACCAGAGAAUUCACACAGGUGAAAAACCAUAUGAGUGUCCUGAAUGUGGGAAAAGUUUCAUUCGGAAUUCUGGCUUGGUGAUACACUGGAGGACACACACAGGGGAGAAACCAUAUGAGUGUCCAGAUUGUGGGAAAGAUUUCAGUAUCAGGUCUAGCCUUAUAAAUCAUGUAAGGUUACACACAGGGGAGAAACCAUUCAAAUGCCCAGAUUGUGGGCAGUGUUUUACACAAAAUUCCUCUCUUACUGCGCACAAGAAAUUCCAUAUGAAGCAAAAUUUGAUGCCUGUAGAGGAAUCUUGAAUUUGGCUUCUCUUCUCUCUUUGGAAGCGCAGUUGAGAAAUUAACCAUUUAAUUUCUUGCCUUAUUCUUUUUAGUCAAAUAUGUCUUAGUAUCCAACAUUAGUGAGGAGAACUGAGCUUCCUUUCUCUGGAGUUGUGUGGUUGUUCCCUUUCACAGUGUUGAGGGGAAUUGACUUGCUGGGCCAGAGAAAAGGUGCUUAGAACUUACUAGAUACAAAUGCGACCUUGAAUUAUUUCUACAUAUAAUAAAGGGAGGAUAUGUAUGUAUGUAUGUAUGUAUGUAUGUAUGUAUAUUUAUUAAGAAAUUGUGCAUGGCAACCCAACUCAAUGUGACUCCAGACGGUUUACAGCAAUAAAACCUUAAUACACAAACCAAUAAACCCCAUAUAUAGCAAAUAGCAAAAUACAAAACCUCAAGAUUUGACAUACCCCCUCAUCAUUGCAUUCCCCACCAUCAACUGCAAUUAGAAAAGAUCUGAAUCGGCAGCAAUGC